GAAGAACCUACACAACACAACAUACACUUCACUUCAUACAUUAAAAACACCGAAAUUUUAAGGCAAAAAAAGCAGCCGCAGAACCAACCUAGCAUCUCUCUCUCAAAUCUCAGCAACUUCAAACCUUUGAGUCAGUCAGUCACACUAAACCAAUGGGAGAGGAAGAAAAGAAACCAGAGGAAACCAAAGUAGAGGAGAAAAAACCAGAGCAACCACUGAAGAAAGAAGAAGAGAAGAAAGAAACUGAGAAACCACCGACAGAAGAAGAGAAAAAACCGGAGGAAUCUAAGGAAGUUACACCGCGAGAAAUUGUGCUUAAAGUCUUCAUGCAUUGUGAAGGUUGUGCUCGUAAAGUUCGUCGUUCACUCAAAGGUUUUCCAGGGGUUGAAGAUGUGGUUACUGAUUGCAAAUCUCACAAGGUUAUUGUUAAAGGAGAAAAAGCGGAUCCAUUGAAGGUUCUUGAAAGAGUUCAGAGGAAGAGUCAUAGACAAGUUGAGCUUCUUUCUCCGAUCCCAAAACCACCUUCAGAAGAAGAGAAACAAAUUGAUGAGAAAGAGAAACCUAAGCCAGAGGAAGAAAAGAAAGUUGAAGAGCCUAAGGUUAUCAUAGUGAUUCUGAAAGUUCACAUGCAUUGUGAAGCUUGUUCACAAGAAAUCAAGAGACGCAUUGAGAAAAUCAAAGGAGUUGAAUCAGCUGAACCGGAUCUGAAGAACUCACUAGUGACAGUGAAAGGAGUACUUGAAACUGAUAAAUUAGUAGAAUAUGUUUACAAGAGAACUGGAAAACAAGCUGUGAUAGUGAAACAAGAGCCAGAGAAAAAAGAAGAAUCAAAAGAAACCAAAGAAGAAGAGAAAAAAACUGAGGAAGGUGAAAAAGAUCAGAAAGGGAGUGGUGAAGUCGAGGAAAAGAAAGAAGCUGCUGCUGCUGCAGAAGGAGAUGGAAAACCAAGUGGUGAUGGAGAAGGUGGUGCAGAAGAAGUUAAGGUGGUGGAGUUGAAGAGAAAUGAAUAUUAUUUUAAUCCACCAAGGUAUGGUACGGAGUUUUAUGCAUAUGCUGGUCCAGCUUACCCUCCUCAAAUUUUCAGUGAUGAAAAUCCAAAUGCUUGUUCUAUCAUGUAAAAAUUUGGGAAUGAUAAGGGUAAUAUUGGAAUUAUGGAAGAUGAAAGCCAUAUCCUGGGUAAGAUGUGCCCUAUGUACUUUUCCCUGCAGUAGAAAAGUGUAAUCUACAGAUCAACUGUAGAAUUUUGCAACUCUAUCUACUUUUUUUCUUUAAAAA
Molecule: messenger RNA, 1275 nt
Organism: Medicago truncatula (barrel medic)
Lineage: Eukaryota; Viridiplantae; Streptophyta; Magnoliopsida; Fabales; Fabaceae
Product: heavy metal-associated isoprenylated plant protein 7
Exons: 5
Coding region: 153-1118 (321 amino acids)
Molecular function (GO): metal ion binding
Source: RefSeq, a predicted model, not a curated record